AUGGUCAAAUGCGUCUUAUUGCGGGAUGGGCUGGAGCCAGACGGAGCACAGGACUUCUUCGACAUAGAAGCGGCCAUGGAGACCCAGCUGGAGUGGCUUGUGAGCAAGUUUGAUGACGGCAAGUAUGGCAACGGCGUGGCGCUGAUGGUGCUGGUGGUCACGGCCAUCGAUAUCCCGAACAUGGUCAGAGAGGGGGUGAUGUCUCAUUCAGGAAUACCACUGCAUGAAGGAGCCCUACUACCAGUUUGCUUUCCGAAUCAACCGACUCUUACGACCGAAGACCUGCCAGGGUUGAUCGGAUCUAAGUCCUCUAGGAAGGAAGGUUCGACUUCUGGAGCCGAGCAAUGGACCGGUGUCGAUCCGUGGGCCCCAGAGCUGGAGAUCCUGCAAAAUGAAGAGGUCGGGUGCUUCAUGACGCACUGCGGGUGGAGCUCGACAAUGGAUGCAAUCCAGUGCAAGAAGAGACUAGUGUGCUUCCCGGUGGCCGGGGACCAGUUUGUGAACUGCAAGUACAUUGUGGAGGUGUCGAAGAUUGAAGUGAGGAUCCGCGGAGAAAGAGAUUGA
Messenger RNA from Punica granatum (pomegranate), 564 nucleotides. Lineage: Eukaryota; Viridiplantae; Streptophyta; Magnoliopsida; Myrtales; Lythraceae. The record is from RefSeq and is a predicted model, not a curated record.